Molecule: messenger RNA, 3864 nt
Organism: Pochonia chlamydosporia 170
Lineage: Eukaryota; Fungi; Ascomycota; Sordariomycetes; Hypocreales; Clavicipitaceae
Product: karyopherin
Exons: 11
Coding region: 1-3864 (1287 amino acids)
Biological process (GO): RNA export from nucleus; protein export from nucleus
Cellular component (GO): RNA nuclear export complex; nucleus; cytoplasm
Molecular function (GO): small GTPase binding; nuclear export signal receptor activity; RNA binding
Source: RefSeq, a predicted model, not a curated record
AUGUCUGCUAGCGGCGGCGCUAUGCCGGCCCGCGACAAUUCGAGCAAUGGCGGGGAUACCGAAAUAUUGACGAGAAUUCAUCAAGCUCUCGAAGUCGUGCACAGUCCGUUUUCCGGUAAUGACGCUCGCCGGCAAGCCCAGUCGUUCCUGGAAGAAGUAAAAGAUAUCCCUGAAGCGCCUUUUCAAGGAUAUAGAUUAGCUACCGACAAGAACCAACCCCCGGUUGUUCGCCACUACGCCCUCUCGCUCCUCGAGCAUGCCAUACGCUACCGAUGGUCUACAUAUAACGAAGAACAAGGCACAGCGUUGAGGCAUUGGGUCUUGGAAUUGAGCCAGUCCGUCUCCAAAGAAGACCCAUCUUAUCUUCGCAAUAAGACGGCACAGUUAUGGGUAGAAAUAGCAAAGCGUUGCUGGGGCGCUGAGUGGAUGGACAUGGAUGCCCUUCUUGUUCAACUUUGGCAGAUUCCGGACUCGGCGGUUCACAAGGAGCUUGUAAUGUUUGUUCUUGAAACCUUAUCCGAUGAAGUCUUCACAGGAGAUGACUCGGUAGUGGCUAUGCGAGAAGGCGUCCUUAGCAAAGCAUGCGUCGAGAUAUUCACGCCGACCUCGGUCCUGGUCGAGGCUUUCCCUAAUCGCCAGCCUGGUCCAGAUGUGCGACACGGGCCCGAUGGAUGGCUUGGGCGUAUUUCAGAGUUUCUGAACUACUGCAUCAGUUCUGAAGCCAAGGAUAGUGCGGAUGCCAAAAGCUGUGCAGUCAAAGCCCUUUCCGUGUUUUUGUCUCUGAUGCCAUGGGCUAUCCCAAAAGCAAUAGCAGCAGCGCAAUGUGUCAAUGUUAUGACCGCCGGCCUGGCAUCAGCACACGCUGACAUCCAAAAGGCCUCUUUAGAAGCUCUUCAUGCUCUAUACUGCAGGACAAAUUUCACCGACGGUGAAUUUCGCGACCUCGUAGGCCCAAUGUACAGUAUCGGCUCCGUUGACCUCUGCAAGGGCCUCUACAACUGGGCCUCCGUAGAUCCCGAGGAUAUCGACGAAGACAAGUAUCAGAUUCUCAAGAAGCUAUCAGAGAUGUUAUCUUGUCUGGGAGACUAUUUCGAACGCCAGUUUGCUCAAGUGCCACACGACGCUGCUAGCUCCGAAUUUUUGAAGCUUCUAGUUCAAGUAACAGAGAGUCCUAGCUUAAUGGUUUCGAUACCCAUUCUUGUAACUUGGACCAGGAUCCUCGGCCACAGGAACCUAGGGCAUAGUAACCUAGUGUCCGAAAACAUCGGUCCCCUUCUGGAGAUUUGCAGCUCCAGGCUGGUGCGCUAUGAGAACCUCCCGGAGAGCUCGACUGAUCCUACAUACUUGUUUCUAUUGGAGGACACAGAUACCAUCCCCGAACGGCACGCGUUCUUAGGAAAUUAUCGUCGGUAUAGCUCGCAGGUCAUCGAGCAUAUUGUUCAACUGAAACUUGUGGAUGCAGUCUCCUAUAUCUUGGGCCGUACCGAGCAUAUUCUCCAGAGCCUUUACGAUGGGCAGCCGCCCUUCAACAAACAAUCGUAUUCCAAGCAUUCAAUGCCCGCGUUGAGGGUCGAUUCCCACUUCACCGUAAUCGAAGCCACGUUGAAGGGCUAUGUCAAAUGGAGGAGGUAUCAUGGGCGAGAUCAUGAGCAACAAGUUACUGAAAUGGAGUCAAAUCUCGAAGUGUGGUGUAACAAGUUGCUAGAAAUGACGUUUGAGGAUCCAAUGAUACGAAAGCGAGCAUUGCAACUUCUUGUUUUCUUCUCCACCACAGCGCUCAACAAAAAUGCUGGGUUCAUGUUGAAAGUUCUUGAACACAUUCUCCUCACAUGGCCUGCUCUUGAGCCCGAGUAUCGCGCGUACAACGAUAGUAUCAAGGAUUUACAGAGUGAAAGCAUGAUCGAGCUACAGCGUCUUGCAGCUGAAAUGCCCGACCACCUUUUGGGGGUCUACGAUCAAAUAGAGAGCCGAGUCAAUGAAAUGAUGGCUUCAGGAGCGUUGGAUGAAAAGCGCUCUCUUGCAUACAGAAGUUUCCUCUUCCUUAUCAUACAUCGAGCAAGCGGGAUUGAUACCGAGCCAAAAAUUCAGAAACUGGCUGAAUUUGUUGAUCCUGUCAAAGCCCAGUGGCAGAGUGAUUCGAUUCGAACGUCACUCAAAUCUUAUGCAGAUUUCUGCCAAUAUCUGGGACUUGACAAAGCGCAGAAGUAUCUGGCGAGCAGGCGGGCUCAUGAAAUUAGCGACUGGGGUGCAUGUGAACUAGAUUCAGAAGGCCUGGCACUUCAAAACGAGCUUGAAGAACGGUUGAAGAGCCUCCCUCUCCGGCCGACGAAAUCCUUUUUGGCCUUUUCUGUUGAGCGAUUGGAAAAGUCAUCGCCAGCAUUUCAGGCUUCGUAUGCACUUUGGCAGCAAGGUUUCUCAAACAUCCUCGCGGACUUGCUAGAGUAUUUGAAAUUUGCACACGCCACUCAUAAUCCGGCUAGCUGGGUAGAGCUGCCCACAGAAAUGCGAAGCAUGGUGGACCGCGUUCUAAGCGACAGAUUUUGGCAAGCAGGAAUAUCUGAGGGAAGUAAAGACGACUUUUACGCUCGGGUCGUGGACAAGAAGAAUACAAUCGAAGGGCUCGCCUCAACCAUUCGUGGCUCCGUUCGAUUUGUCAGAGAAACGGCGUACGCCAUCAUUUAUUGCAUGAGCAGACUCGACAUGCAAUUUUACGGUUUCAGCGGCCUCUCUGCCCCUCUAUCGGAAGCCUUGUUCUCAGAUUCUAUAUGGCUUUCCACGCACCAACAGAGUAACUUAUUAAACUUGGUACGUUAUUUGGUCGACGAUUGCCCAGUGGAUUAUAGAGAACAAUUUCUUCCCCAGCUGUUGGCGGCUUGCUUCAGACAAAUGGAUGCCAAGAUCAACGGCGAAUGGGAGAAGAUGGAGAAGCACCAGACCUCAAUUGUGGAUGGGGAAGCUGGGCUUAAAGAAGAAAUGAAGGCCGAGAGCAUUCUUCGACAGGUAACAUAUACCGCGGUCAUGAUGGUGGCAGACUUCCUCGACCCCACAAAAGCCAACUCACCCACUCUGAAAUCCAGAAGCAGCCCGAAGGAGGGAUCGGAAAGCGAGCUAGCAACACCAUAUCCGUCCCUCAGGAAAUUUUGCCUCAUGCGGCAGGAUAUUGUUGAGCCAUUACUAGUAUUUUGCACCCAUGGCAUACGAAUGAGGGAUACUCGAUGUUGCGGGAUGAUCCUUCGCCUAUUCAUCUCUCUGGUGCCCGAAUUUCAGUCGGUUCAAGGCAUAGGGCUCGGCCGGGCCACAGGAAAUGUUCACGAUGGCAGGACUGGUUCGGCACACAUAGAUACCACACCGGUACCCCCAGACAUUGCCUCAGUGAUCAGGGAGUAUAUUUCACAAGAUGUCUUGAAGGCUUGUUUAACAUCGUUUCACGAACAGUACUUUGUUGAAGUGCAGAAGGAGUUGGCUUCAUUGAUUGCUACAAUUGUGGUCUACUACGGUCCACUCACAUCAACGCCAAAGGACGUUCUUCUUUCUUUGCCCAAUGUCAAUCCAGCGGAGUUGGAACGACUCACCCCAUUCAUGGCCAAGCCAGGGUCACAUACUCGCCAACAACGAGCGAUUGUAUUGGAGCUCCUGAAAGACCUGAAAGGAGUCACAGUAUCUGAAAUGGGCAAGCUCGCCAAAACAGCUGGGUUUGGCGGCUCAUCACGCGGCAAAAAAAGUAGCAGAAGCAAGAUGGCACAGGGAUUCAUGAGUGCUUCAACAGAAGCAGAUGACGGUGUUACAAGAGGAAAUGGUGUGCCGGGUCCUCGACGUACAACACCGGACGCCCUGGAAGGCGUAUCAAACCUGUUCGAGGGCUAG